UGUUUUUUGUGUUUAUUUCACAGAGUUCGCAGAGUCACCCUUUGACAAGUCGUUCGUUGUCUUCAAGUCUGUUUGAAAUUCAACCUCCUUCGUCUUCUUCACCACGCUUUGCCUCCCCCCCCCUCCCCUCCCGCCUGCGCUUUGUCUUUUGUUCGACUGUGCACAAUGCGCGCUUCCGCUUCUCGACCAUCCGCCGUGCUUGGCGUGGCUGCCCCCCUGCUGCUGCUGCUGCUGCUGGUGCUCGUGCUGGGCACGCCCCGCCAUGUUGGUGGGUCACCCUCAUUUCCGCUUGGCUCCGACACGACGCCCAUCGACCGGAUGCCCGCCGCCGAGGAUGGCCUGCUGGGCAUGCACAAGGACGUAAGCACCGUCCCUCAACGCCGGGAUGCUGCGGCGGGGAUGAACGCUGGGGGAAACUGGCGGCUGGUGCGCAACCGCGUCAUCACCAGUGCGCAGAAUGGCGCCGUGCCGCAGCACCAAGGCGACCAUGCUGAUCUCACUGCAGCUAUGUCCGAUUCGAGGCGAGUGCUGCACGAAGAUACAUGGCAGGCACUGCUCCCGCUGGGUCUGGCGCGGCGAUCGCUGCUCAAAGACACGCUCAAGUCUGAGAAACAUCGGCGCGAUGACGGUUCACCCUCUCGCACUCCCGUCGAUGGAAAAAUCUCCAUCAAAGCGACAAAUACGUCGACGGCUGCAAGUUUAUCGGCAACCGUCGUGUACAGCACCCUGGGCACCCUGCGCUCCAUUGCAGGCGCGAAAUUCUUGGUCGCCGUGCCCGAAACCGGCUGUCCUGCCAUCAAUCGAUCAGACCUGGCGCUUGCACCGAACGAAGGCUGGGUCGCCCUGGUCUCGACGUGUCCCGUCACCGACGGCGACAACUGCACCUAUGCCGACAAGGCAAUGGCUGCGGAAGCUGCGGGCGCACUGGCCGCAGUGUUUUCGAAUUGUGACUCGGCCGCGUCCGCCCCAGUCCGGAUCACUGGCGAGACCAUCGUGGCCAUUCCGGUCGUUUCUAUCAGUGGGGUGACGACCACUGCCCUUGACCAGCUUCUCAGCAACAACCCUGGCGCUGUUUGGCGAGCGGAUGUUGCACCCAACCAAUCCGACGACGAUGACGACCUCGGACUCGGGGCGACAUUGCUCGUCUAUUUGGCAAUUGUGGUGCUCGCCGUCUGUAUUCCUGGAUUUGCGGUGGGUUGCAUCUACUGCAUCUUUCGCCGACAGUUCAUGUCGCAGCGUGCGGCACAAGGCGUUGAUCCCUACUUUUCCGUCAUUGUACCGUCAGCUGCUCUGAAGCGCGCCAUCGACGAUUUGCCAAUGUUUCGCGUCUGCAGCGACCCUAGUCUAGACUCUGGAAUUGGCGAUGACGACGCGCGCUGUCCUCGUAACGUGGAAACACCCGCCACGCAUUUGGGUGCUUCAAAGUCGCUCCCAAUGUCUGCCAUGCCACCUUCUGCACUAGUCCACGCAGUUUCGGAACCUGUUGCCCCAAACACGCAUGCAGCAGUUGCAGUACCAUCCAGUCAGCAGGCAGCAGUAACGGCUGCCACCAACAAUCCACGCCAAGAGCGACUCCAAUUUACCUAUGUGGCACCGGAGGCUGCUGCCGCCUCAGCAUUGCCAGGUUCCCGUCGAUUCAGCCUCAAGCGCCUCCGUCGAAAGCUCCGCAUGCUUGUGCUUCGAAACUCUGAAACGUCAGCUCAGCCACCAGAUGCUGAUGCUGAAGCACACGUUACUCCUCGGAACGUGCAGGCGCCUCCUGCAGGUGAGAGUGCUGCAAUUGAAAUGACUGACAUUGUCGUUUCGGCACCUUCGGCACCUUCAGCAGCAGGACCGCCGCCAAGCUUUACUCGGCCGCUGAACGAAACGUGCGCUGUUUGUCUGGAUGACUUUGAAGCUGGCGACCUCGGUCUCCUUCUUCCUUGCCAUCAUGGCUACCACCCAGAGUGCAUCCGAGAGUGGCUGCUGCAGCAUGGCUCGUGCCCGCUGUGCAAAGCGUGGCUUCUGCCUGCCACGGCAGACGAAACUAUCGCCAGCGAUUACGACAUUGGUGCGCAUCACCAGCCAGGUGCUGCCACCGCCGAGUCACAACCCGCUCCAGGGCCCGUUGCUUCGAACAUGCCAGCGUCCAGACGCUCUACCAUCUCGAGGCAUUCCGCCAGCUCGGCGGACACAUUCCAUUCGGCUUCAGAAGGCUCGCACGACGCCCAUACCGAUCAUACAACGUUGUAGUUGGGCUCGGUGGUUGUUCAUCGAGUAUUGGAGUUAUUUUUGCCGCCAUAUUUUACUACCCUGUUGUACAUGCUAGAAUAUGCCUCUCCCUUUUUGAAACAAAUCAGUCCUAAUGUAAUAAUCCAAAACCAA
Messenger RNA from Capsaspora owczarzaki ATCC 30864, 2364 nucleotides. RefSeq lists its product as hypothetical. The record is from RefSeq and is a predicted model, not a curated record. Lineage: Eukaryota; Filasterea; Ministeriida; Capsasporidae. The transcript has a single exon. Bases 166 to 2232 code for a protein of 688 amino acids.